Mytilinidion resinicola is the source of this 1035-nucleotide messenger RNA. RefSeq names its product AP-2 complex subunit sigma. The coding region runs from base 231 to 668 and encodes 145 amino acids. NCBI's taxonomy places the organism in Eukaryota, Fungi, Ascomycota, Dothideomycetes, Mytilinidiales, Mytilinidiaceae. Gene Ontology annotation, cellular component: intracellular membrane-bounded organelle; AP-2 adaptor complex. Gene Ontology annotation, biological process: protein transport; clathrin-dependent endocytosis. The transcript has 5 exons. Gene Ontology annotation, molecular function: clathrin-cargo adaptor activity. The record is from RefSeq and is a predicted model, not a curated record.
CCUUUUUCACCAUUCGCUGGAUAAACCGAAAAGAUGCAUAAGUCAAAGCGAAGCUUUUCACCGCUCAAUUACCCCUGGACCGGGUCUUCCCUGCUAAUUCCACCUGCAUCCCUCUCGAGUGCAGAAGUCUUGGCGCUUUUCCAUCUGCAUUGCGGAGUGCAGCGCGCCGCCCGCGAACGACGAACGAACGCCGACCUCUCCGGACUCCCAGCGACUGACCACCAGCAAAGAUGGUGCUGUCAUUCAUCCUCAUCCAGAACCGGCAAGGCAAGACUCGUCUCGCGAAGUGGUAUGCGCCGUACAGCGAUGAAGAGAAAGUGAAAUUAAAGGGCGAGGUGCACCGCCUCAUCGCGCCGCGCGACCAAAAGCACCAAUCCAACUUCGUCGAGUUCCGCAACACGUCCAAGAUCGUGUACCGGCGGUACGCGGGGCUGUUCUUCUGCGCGUGCGUCGACACCAACGACAACGAGCUCGCGUAUCUAGAAGCUAUACAUUUCUUUGUCGAGGUGCUGGAUGCGUUUUUCGGGAACGUGUGCGAGUUGGAUUUGGUGUUUAAUUUUUAUAAGGUGUAUGCGAUUCUCGAUGAGGUGUUCCUGGCGGGCGAGAUCGAGGAGACGAGUAAGCAGGUUGUGCUGACGAGGUUGGUGCAUUUGGAUAAGUUGGAGUAGAUGGGAGGGGGUGGGGCGCAUGGGUGGUGUUUGGCGUUUGGAGCGGUGGAAUCAGCCUGGUAUCAAAAGAUAGGUCAUAGAUCAAGUCUUUCAGGAAUCAUCCAUGUCAUGAUGUUCAAAAUCCAAGUUUCAUAGUCAUUUUCAUUCAUCUCUUAUUCCGCUGAAGACUAGCUAGGAUUGCAAACGCCUUCCUGCUGCGUUGCUGUAACUGUCUGGCAAGUCAAGUCGGGCCCAGAUAACGCCAUAUCCCAUCCAAAUCAGAUACCCAAUGCUGCGCCAGAACGCUUGCAGUUCAAAAAUCUCCAUAGCCGUUUGAGGGGCCGUUGACAGCGCUAGCCGGGAAAGAAGUCAUCGAGGAACACAGGCG